AUGGAAACCACCAAGAGCUUCAAGGCCAACUCGGAGAUCGAUUCGAAGGCAGCUUCUGAUGCUGGCUACGAUACCAAGGUCGGCAGUCCCGAGAAGGGUGAGACCGUCUCUGGGGUUCGGGGAUGGUUGAAGAAGCUGUCAGUCGAAACGGGGGGUAUCGAGCGCGUUACCGAUGAAGAUCGCCAGACGAACACGUCGAAAGUCUGGAACGCGUGUACAUUUUGGCUGAGCGCGAACAUGGCCGUUGCUACAUUGAGCACUGGAAUGGUUGGAGGAUCUAUGGGCCUAGCAUUUUGGGACUGUUUCGCAAUCAUCGUGGUCGUCAACUUGCUCAGCUGCUUAUUGCCAGCAUGGACAGCCUCUCUUGGCCUGUCAGGUCUACGAAUGACGACUUUUUCACGAUACUCGUUCGGUUACUGGGGCAACCUCCUCGUCGUUGUCUUCUCCAUAGUCAGCACCACAGGCUGGAAUGCUAUCAACUCCAUCUCCGGUGCCUCCUGUCUGUACGCUCUCUCGGACGGCAAAGUACCCACGUGGGCUGGCGUGAUCAUCAUUUGCACGACGGUCUGGCUCAUAUGUGCCCUCGGCAUCACCUGGAUCCAUCGACUAGAUGCCUUCCUUUGGAUCCCUCCUACCAUUGUGUGGUGCGUAGCAGCUGGAACGGGCGCGAAGAACUUCCACGGUGCAGCCAUCAAGUCGCCCACAGGAGCUAACGGCGCGGCGUCCGCAUUGUCAUUCAUGGCCGUUGUCUUCUCCUUUGCCGUAUCAUGGGUCAACUGCGCAGCCGACUACAAUGUCAGGAUGCCGGUCAAUACUCCUAGAAGCAAGAUCUUCUUCGCCACGUAUGCCGGUAUCCUCAUCCCAACGGUCUUGGUGCAAACUCUAGGCGCUGCCCUGUACAGUGGGACCGAAUUGAACAAAUCAUGGAAACUGGCUUAUCUUGAUGCUGGAGUCGGUGGCCCACUUCAGAAGGCACUCGAGCCUGCAGGCGGCUUUGGAAAGUUCCUCAUGGUCCUGGCAGCAUUGAGCGCUAUCCCUAACAACAUACCCAACAAUUACUCAUUCGCCAUGCACGCUCAGAACUUUGGUCCUUGGGCCGUUCGAAUCCCACGGAUAAUACUAGUGACCUUCGGCUUCAUCGCUGCCAUCAUAGUCGGUUGCUUCGCGGCCAAGUACUUCCACGACACUCUCCAGACAUUCCUUAGCAUCAUCGGUUACUGGACGAUCAUCCAUAUCGUCGUCGUAGCCGAAGAGCACUUGAUCUUCCGGGCGAAUCGAUGGAGUCGGUAUGACUUCGAUGCCUGGGACAAGCCUGCGUUGCUACCGUUUGGCUGGGGAGCGAUAGCCGCGUUCUGUUUUGGGUUUUUGGGUGCCGCUAUGGGAAUGAAGGUCGCUUGGUACGAUGCACCUAUUGCUGGUCUGAUUGGGAAGAAAGGUGCCAACAUUGGGCAUGAGUUGACGGCUGCUUUCUCGGGUCUGGCGUUUCCUGUCUUUAGGUGGUUGGAGAAGAAGUAUACUGGGAAAUGAUGGGUUAGAUCUUGAGUUUUAGGAGUUUAGUGCCGCGGCUCGGAGUCCAAAACGUUGAAGGACCUUAGAUUGAUAUUUCGACCAAAUAU
Molecule: messenger RNA, 1616 nt
Organism: Mytilinidion resinicola
Lineage: Eukaryota; Fungi; Ascomycota; Dothideomycetes; Mytilinidiales; Mytilinidiaceae
Product: purine-cytosine permease FCY2
Exons: 4
Coding region: 1-1527 (508 amino acids)
Biological process (GO): transmembrane transport
Cellular component (GO): plasma membrane
Molecular function (GO): transmembrane transporter activity
Source: RefSeq, a predicted model, not a curated record